AUGGCAAUAGCUGUUGGUUUUUUUUUCUCAGGCACUCAUCUGUACCGUAAUCACAAACCCGGGGGAAGCCCUCUCACGCGCAUCGGCCAAGUACUGGUUGCAUCUUUCAGGAAGUAUCAUGUUGAAGUUCCUGCUGAUGAGGAGUGGUUGUAUGAAACAGCUGAUGCUGAGCUUGCAAUCAGUGGAAGCCACAAGCUCGAGCACACCAACGAUCUUCGAUUCUUCGACAAGGCUGCAGUGAAGAUGGAAUCGGACCACAGAAAUGGCUCGCUGGAUUCGUGGAGGCUUUGCACAGUGACACAAGUGGAGGAGCUUAAGGCCAUCAUACGACUUCUUCCAGUAUGGGCGACCGGGAUCAUCUUUGCCACAGUAUAUUCCCAAAUGAGCACUUUGUUUGUGUUGCAAGGACUAACAAUGCAUACAAAGAUAGGGAACAGGGGCUUUGAUAUCCCGGAAGCGUCUCUGAGCAUCUUCGACACCCUCAGCGUGCUUUUCUGGGUCCCUGUAUACGACAGGCUCAUCGUCCCUGCUGCCAGAAGGCUCACCGGGCACAAGAAUGGGAUCACUCUGCUCCAAAGAAUGGGGAUCGGCCUCUUCAUCUCCGUCUUCUCCAUGAUCUCAGCUGGGAUUCUUGAGCUCAGAAGGUUAAGGUAUGUCGAGAGGCACAACUACUACGAGGUGAAGAAGAUAGACAUGUCGAUUUUCUGGCAGGUUCCUCAAUAUUUCAUCAUAGGAUGUGCAGAAGUGUUUUUCUUUGUAGGAAAUCUCGAGUUCUUCUAUGACCAAGCACCCAAUCCUUUGAAAAGCUUGUCCUCUGCCCUUCAGCUCACAACUAUAUCUCUCGGUAGCUAUUUGAGCACUCUCCUGGUGACUAUUGUGACCAAAAUCAGCACGCGCCACGGGGAGCUCGGGUGGAUACCGAACAAUCUCAACUACGGCCACCUCCACUACUUCUACUGGCUCCUGGCCGGACUGAGUGCGCUCAAUCUGCUAGUCUUCGUUAUGGUCGCCAAGUGGUACGUGUACAAGAAGCCGCUUCGUCGUUGA
This is a messenger RNA of Salvia hispanica, 1047 nucleotides long. The record is from RefSeq and is a predicted model, not a curated record. NCBI's taxonomy places the organism in Eukaryota, Viridiplantae, Streptophyta, Magnoliopsida, Lamiales, Lamiaceae.